This is a messenger RNA of Symbiodinium sp. CCMP2456, 1059 nucleotides long. The record is from the annotation of a GenBank genome assembly. Lineage: Eukaryota; Dinophyceae; Suessiales; Symbiodiniaceae.
AUGGCCGAAGUCCUCUGCAGCAGCCAGCAGACGCAGCGUCCAUCUGCAGCGGACUUCAUCUUCGUGGGUGACUGUGGUCUCGAGCUUGUCCACCCCGGUGAUUACUCAGAUUGCUCCGCCAGUCUGAACCAAACUGGAGCGGACGCCCUGCGCGAAGUCAGCUUUGACAGCGACACGUUCAGUGCUCCCGUGGCCGAUUGUGUCCUGGGAGUCUGCACAUGCUCCGAAACAUGGAGCCCACUGGCGGCCACUGAAUUCCAGAUUGUGCUUCAGAGUCCCGAAGAAAGGGGUAAGGGUGUCGUGCUAAUGGCAGUAUUUUCUUCGGAAGAUGCAGAGGCCGCUGUCCGAAACAUUUGGGAGAAGCUAGAACUGAGUGAGCAGCUGGCCAUGAAGAGCUCCGAUGCCUACCGGUCUGUGCGUGCGCGGGUGGGGGCUCAGGCAGCCGUGGAGAAGAGCCACUACGAUGUCGUAGCUUUCUUGAAGCUUCUGGUAAGCAAGGACUUUUGCCUUCCGACGGCCGAUGAAGCUUUGGUGCAAGAAAUCGGUACGCUGGCCCUGGAUCUGAGGGUGAAGGAGUGCGACAGUUGUCCCAUCUGCUUGGAAGCGAUUGCUGCAGAAGAUGCGGUGAUGAGGUGCAGCGGCGCAGGGGGAGGUUUACAUCAGCUGCACCAUUAUUUUCAUGCAGAGUGCUUGCGUGAGUGGAUCCGGACGGCCUCCAACCCGAAGUGCCCCAUGUGCCGCAGCAAUUUGCAGUUGAACGGUGCCCGCUUGGAGUGCUUCCUCGAAGGCACGGCCACAUUAUCCGACGACGAAAGAACAUAUCUCCAGGCAUUGCUAGAUGGGGCCAGUGCUCGACAAGACUGGAGCGACAUGAACUUCAUAGAGCGCACAGGGUAUGCUGGAAGCCUUGCCGCAUCCGCAGCUGCAGGAUUCGCGCAGGUCCUUUUCUUGCGAAGCGGUUGGGCAAGCGGUGGCUUGGCCCCGCGCACAGACCUGCGUCUGGCCCAGCUAGCCGGAGCAGGAGCAGCAGUGGCUUUCCGCGUCUGGCGUGGAAGAUGA